Molecule: messenger RNA, 4077 nt
Organism: Teleopsis dalmanni
Lineage: Eukaryota; Metazoa; Arthropoda; Insecta; Diptera; Diopsidae
Gene: kuz
Product: disintegrin and metalloproteinase domain-containing protein 10 homolog
Exons: 13
Coding region: 615-3950 (1111 amino acids)
Biological process (GO): membrane protein ectodomain proteolysis; Notch signaling pathway
Cellular component (GO): plasma membrane
Molecular function (GO): metalloendopeptidase activity
Source: RefSeq, a predicted model, not a curated record
UGCUAUAUUUACUAUUAAUUGAUAUGAUAUAUUAGAAAUGUGGUGCUAAUGAAUUGUGUCGAAUUCCAAAUUUUAUGCUCAUUUAGCAGAUAAAAGUACAUAUGAGAACCCUGUAAUUAGUUUAAGUUACAUCAGUGUUUCAUUUACAUUUUGUUUAAUCUAUAACCAUUGCACUGUGCGUCUCUAUUGAGAUUCGCUGUGUGUGAUUACAAGCAAAAGUGGGAAAGAAAAUCUGAACAAAACAAAAAAUUCAUGAAAUAAUUUAAAAAUAUAAAACAAUUUAAUAUAGUUGUGUAUACAUAUGCGCGUGUGUAACGUUCGGUUUUGUGUAUAAUAUUAAAGACUUUCCUGUGAAAAUUGAAAAAGAAUUGAGUUGAGAUUUGAUACACAUUGCCUAACACUGCCUAAUAACAAAACCAUCUUUCAUUCCAAUCAAAAUAAAGUUCUCUCUUAAAGGUGAAAAUAAAUAAAAAUAUGUGCUAAAAGUGCAGUACUACAUUUUACAUUGACCCAACGAUGAAAUAAAUUGUUUACCUAAAUAGUAAAUAAAUACUGCCAUCAUUCAUGCGUAGCAAUACGGUACUUCAUUGCAACUAAGCUUACCAGGAGAUAUAAUGUCUUCAAAAUGUGGAAUAAAUGUUGCUUUCACAUUGAUCAUAUUUAUCAUCAUCGUAAAUGGUUACGCAAAAGAUAUUACGGGUAUUGAAAAAGGUCACAAUCGUCUUAACGAAUACAUAUCUCAUUAUGAAAUACUCAGUUACGACUAUGAACAAGUUAGAGCUAGUCACAACAGGGCGAAACGAUCAGUGACCAAAGAUCAUAUUGUUAAUAUAAAAUUCGCUGCGCAUGGAAGGGAAUUUCAUUUAAGAUUAAAACGUGAUUUGAACACAUUUAGUGAUAAGUUAGAGAUACAUGGUAGUAACGGGCCAAUCGAUGUUUCCAUGGAUCACAUUUACGAAGGUGAAGUAUUAGGCGAACCCAAUAGUUAUGCAUUUGGCUCCAUAUUAGAUGGUGUGUUUGAAGGAAAAAUUAUAACGGAACGUGAUGCCUAUUAUGUUGAACUUGCAAAGCGAUAUUUUCCUGCAAAUCGAACAGAAGCGACGGCUUUACGUUCUACAGCUAAUAAAAGUUUUGAUAACAUUAAUAUAAUACCGGAAGACUCAACAUCAGGUACAUCAUCAACGACUGACGCCACAACAAUAUUUUUAACAACUACACCUUCCAAUUUAAAAAAGAAUGAUUCAAAUUUUCAUUCUAUAAUAUAUAAAGAAUCUCAUGUUGAUGAUGCUUAUAAAGAUAUUAGAGAAGGACACGUUGGAGGUUGUGGUAUUACGGAAGAAGUGUCGCAAUGGAUGGAAAAUAUACAGAAUUCCGCAGUUGAAGAACUACCUGAGCCAAUGUCAAAAGAUGUUAAUGAGCGAAAUCAAAAAAUAUACAAAAAGCGUGCGCCAACUGCCAUGGAAAUAAACCAACAUGAGCAAAUGACUGCAACAAAUAUUGAUGAUCAUUUUACAUAUCCUUACCGAAAGUAUUCUAAAGAAGCCAAUCUACCGUUUGAUUCUGAUCCAAAAAUAGAUCAUAAGUAUUUUCCAAAUAAUGACUUCAAACACGAUCGUGUAAACCAACGUGUCAAACGAGCUUCUAUGUCUGGUCGUCGUGAAGAUAACAAAAAUACUUGCUCAUUAUAUAUUCAAACAGAUCCUUUAAUUUGGCGUCACAUACGAGAAGGAAUAGCUGAGCAUGAUCGUGGUCGCAAGGACGAAAUAGAUAUUAAAACACGAGAAGAAAUAACGUCAUUAAUAGCUCAUCAUGUUACUGCUGUGAAUUAUAUAUAUCGUAAUACUAAAUUCGAUGGUCGCGAUGAACACCGUAACAUCCGUUUUGAAGUCCAACGCAUAAAAAUAGAUGAUGACUCUGCUUGCCGGACUUCGUAUAACGGUCCUCAUAAUGCAUUUUGUAAUGAACAUAUGGACGUGUCGAAUUUUUUGAAUCUCCAUUCACUUGAAAAUCAUUCCGAUUUUUGUUUAGCUUAUGUAUUCACAUACAGGGAUUUUACUGGCGGUACACUUGGUUUAGCUUGGGUUGCCAGUGCCUCUGGGGCAUCCGGUGGUAUUUGUGAAAAAUAUAAAACUUAUACUGAAACAGUUGGUGGACAGUACCAAAGCACAAAACGUUCGCUUAAUACGGGCAUUAUAACAUUUGUUAACUACAACAGUAGAGUGCCACCGAAAGUUUCACAAUUGACGUUAGCCCAUGAAAUUGGUCAUAAUUUUGGUUCACCGCACGACUUUCCGCAAGAAUGUAGACCGGGAGGCAUGAAUGGAAACUUUAUUAUGUUUGCUAGUGCAACAUCAGGCGAUAGGCCAAAUAAUUCAAAAUUCUCGCCUUGCUCGAUCCGAAAUAUAUCUAAUGUUCUUGACGUUUUAGUUGGAAAUACUAAACGAGAUUGUUUUACGGCUUCAGAGGGUGCAUUUUGUGGUAACAAGAUUGUGGAAUCUGGAGAGGAAUGUGACUGUGGAUUUAAUGAAGAAGAAUGCAAAGAUAAAUGUUGCUACCCACGAGUUAUAAGUGAAUAUGAUUUCUCAUUGAAUAGCUCUGCAACUCAAUGUACCAGACGUGCCAAAACGCAGUGUUCCCCAUCUCAAGGUCCUUGUUGUCUUGCGAAUUCAUGUACUUUUGUGCCAGCUAACUAUCAUCAAAAAUGUAGAGAAGAAACUGAAUGUUCGUGGUCAAGUAGUUGUAAUGGUACAACUGCCGAAUGUCCAGAACCAAAGCCUCGUGAUGACAAAACAAAAUGUAAUAAUGGUACAGCGCUUUGCAUUCGAGGCGAUUGUUCUGGUUCAAUAUGUUUGCUGUGGAAUAUGACUGAGUGCUUCCUAACAUCACAAAUUGUACCACAAGUUGAUAAGCGAAAGUUAUGUGAGCUUGCUUGCCAAAAUGGCAACGAUACUGGAACAUGUCGUAGUACAAGCGAGUUCGCAGAUUUGUUUGGUUUGCCAGAUGGUGGUAUAAGUUUACGUCCAGGAUCGCCAUGUGAUAACUUCCAAGGUUAUUGCGAUGUGUUUCUGAAAUGUCGAGCAGUUGAUGCCGAUGGACCAUUAGUGCGUCUUAAAAAUAUGUUACUUAAUCGUGAAACACUUCUUACAGUAGCGCAAUGGAUAAUAGAAAACUGGUACUUAGUGGUUCUAAUGGGAAUAGGUUUUAUUAUUGUGAUGGGUAUUUUCAUUAAGUGCUGUGCUGUGCAUACGCCUAGUUCUAAUCCCAAAAAGCGCCGAGCAAGACGUAUAAGUGAAACAUUGAGAGCACCAAUGAAUACUCUAAGAAGAAUGCGACAUCCGCAUAAUCGUGGAGCUGGUCCACGUAGCAUUCCACCACCCGUGCACGAACAACGAUCACAUCAUCGUAAUCACCCACCUGAUUGGGAUCGUCGAGAAGCACAUCGUUCCCAAGCGGCAGGUGUGAGUAAUUCAAUUGUGCCUCAGCAUUCUGGAGGAUCCCACGCAAGUCGAGCAAUUACAGGUGCGCGCAAUCCAGGAAGCAGCCGCAAUUCCCGUGUCGCGAGCAGCGGAAUGGGUCGUCAGCAUACAAAUCAUUCUCGAGUGGCAGGACAUGGGUAUGCUGAACAGCCAACAAGUUUAAUAAGUACUAGUAGUGGUGUUGGUGUCGAUGGUAAUGGUAACAACAGUAGUACUGGCAUUGCUGGUUGUAGUACUCGGGCACAAAUGCCACAAACACAGCAUUCACAACAACAACAACAACAACAACAACAACAGGUGCAAGUCCCACAUUCAGCGUCAUAUUAUGCACCAAAAGUCGUCGCUCCGCAACUAGUAAAUUAUAAUAGACCGCCAUCAUUGCACAAUCCCUCGGAGUAUUACACUGACGCGUACACUGCAUUAGGCAGAGGAGCAUAUGAGGUAUCUUCACGCAACCCAAAUAGUAAAGUUUGACAGACGAAACGUGAAUUGGAAAUCCAGCAAAACUCGAUGAAAAACUCAACCACAAGAACAAUAUGAAAUUCAUACAAAUCAAAUCAUGUACUCAAAAAAUAAAUGUAAAUGAUAUUUUUAUGAUAAA